Molecule: messenger RNA, 4516 nt
Organism: Macrobrachium nipponense
Lineage: Eukaryota; Metazoa; Arthropoda; Malacostraca; Decapoda; Palaemonidae
Gene: CrebB
Product: cyclic AMP-responsive element-binding protein 1-like
Exons: 9
Coding region: 202-1212 (336 amino acids)
Biological process (GO): regulation of transcription by RNA polymerase II
Cellular component (GO): nucleus; transcription regulator complex
Molecular function (GO): protein binding; DNA-binding transcription factor activity, RNA polymerase II-specific; RNA polymerase II cis-regulatory region sequence-specific DNA binding
Source: RefSeq, a predicted model, not a curated record
GGGUGAGGGAGGCGGUCCGGGUGCUGACGCUGUGUGACGGAGCUCUGACGUGGACUGACGUAGACGUCUCAUCUUCCAGUAAGAGUGAGAGUUGAGCCUGGCGGAGCGACGACGUAACACCAGGAAAGGGAGCCCUAGAAAGAGUUCGGUUGUCGGACUGACAUAGGCGUUGGAACGGAAGUACGGUACCCUUAAAGCAAGAUGCGAAAGUUCGUGCAAGAUCAGAGGAUGGAUGGUGUGGAUGGCGGGGCUGGUGGGGGCAGUGGGUCAAAUGGGGACCCCUUGGCCACCGUCAACGAAGGGGGUGGUGGCGGGGGAGGGAGCAGCGCCGGAGGGGGGGCCUCUAUGCCUGCUGUGUCUACGGUGUUCGUCACCAUCCCCCAGACGGCAGUCGUCUCAGCAAAAGGAAUUCAGAGUGUGAUCCAGCAGCCAUCCCAGCCAAGUGUUAUACAGAGCACAGCUCUGCAAACAGUCCAGAUAUCCAAAGGGAACGUUAUUCUUCUUAAGCAACCCCCAAAUUCAGUCAUUCAGUCAGCUGGUGGAGGCAAUUUGCCUGCAGUACAGGUGCUGGACGCAGGAGAAGAACAGGACUCCUCCAGAAAACGUCAAAUCCUGGCAAGACGACCGUCAUAUCGGAAGAUUCUCAAUGAACUAGGUGGAGGUGAGAUAUCAGACAAAGGUGACGCUGGUAGCUCUGAUUCCUCACAAGACGAACCAACGGGAACAGUGACCAUUGGUGGGCAGCAGUAUCAGACGGCAGGUUUGUUGAAAGUGAUUCCUGCUGGGAGUCUACAGCUAAGUGGCCAAGGGAGUGACGGUCUUCAAACCAUCGCUAUGACAAAUGCUGCUACCGCUGGUGGAGCCAUUGUUCAAUAUGCACAAGGCUCAGAUCCCCAGUUCAUUGUUCCUGUUGCCACAAGUGACCUGAGUGGGUUGAAGAUAGCUACCAGCACUGGUGCAGCAGGCCUAACGCAAGGAGUAGUCCUUGCAACAGAGUCAAGUGUACACAGAGGUGAUCAAAUGGCUGAAGAAGCCACUCGCAAGCGAGAAAUCAGACUUAUGAAAAACAGGGAAGCUGCAAGAGAGUGUAGAGCCAAAAAGAAAGAGUACAUCAAAUGCCUUGAGAAUAGAGUUGCAGUCUUGGAGAACCAAAACAAAGCCUUGAUCGAAGAACUCAAAACACUGAAGGCUCUUUACUGCCAAAAUAGUUGAUAGCAGAGCGUAGAUGAAUUUGUCUCCCUCUAAUCUUUGCGCAGUGAUAAUAGCUCCAAGCAGCAGUUUCAACCUUGAAAAUAAGGUUAAUUGUGCCAGCCUUUGUCAUAUAAGACUACAAAGCAAAAUCAUAGCUGCUGCUGUUGUUGUCUAUUAAACUGGAUGGCUCCAAAAUGUUUGCCAGCUGCUCUCAUAAAACUGGAUGGCUCCAAAAUGUUUGCCAGCUGCUCUCAUAGACUUAGAGACAAAAAAAUGCCCUCGGCUAAAUUUUUAAACCAUUGUUGGAAUGUGAUUUCACAUGAGUAAUGGUAAGCUUGGUAUUACAUUUCAUGAGGUUUAUCCAUAAUACUGACUGCAAUUUUUUUUCCAUGUCUUCGUACCACUGAAGAACUGGAAAUCUCCUCGUUGAAAAACCUUGAUUAAAGGUUUGUAGGAACAUUUUUGGAAACAGAACUCAUAGUAAUCUGAGAAAAUGUCCAAGUGCGAAUCACUGUUUGUGAUAAUGUGACUGAAUUGUUACAGAGUAAUAAGGAAAUUUUAGUUAUGGUCAGCUUGUCUCAGGCAUUUGACCAGUAAUGAGAAGUGUCCUUGCGUCUGUAGAGUACUGCAUGCCAAUGUAAGGCAAGAAGUACAGUUUUGUUGUGCAUACAUCAACUGUAGAAGAACAGCUGAUGCAUCAUGGUGAUACUUGUAACAUGGUUUAUUUUCAUAAGUAGAAAGGUAUAUUCCUAGCUAUUGGCAUGAAUAGGUUUUGCUCACUAUUUCCAUAUCAUUGGCCAUCUGCAAUUUAUUUUUGGCUUAGCUGAAAUGUGUGCAAAACUUGAUGCAUUUUAUUUUCUUGACCAUUUCAUAACUUACAUUGAUUCAAAAAUUUAUGUAAUAUCUUGAGUGAUAAAAGAUGUUACUUGGUAUUAACAUAUUCCACCAACUUUAAGGAUUUUAAAGUAAUUUUUUGUACAGUGUAAUUAUUAUUAGUAUUAUUAUUAUUAUUAUUAUUAUUUUUUUUUUUUUUUUUUUUUGCAGUACAGAGUAUUUCCCUGACAGUGAAUGGAAUCUGAGGGAUAUUUAUAUAGUGAAAUCGUAUUUUGUCAAUCAAUUGUUAUCAUGAUUUGCUAGUCAAUUAAUGCGAUUUAGAAUCGCUGAAUAUAUUACCUUAGUGUAUUUGCCAUAUUUUUGUGGAGGAUGUGUUCAAUGAUAAAAAUUUAGGAGCCGCUGGAAACCUCUAACCUCAGUCCUCAAUUAGAAGAGGUUUAAUGGAUGUUUUAUGGAAGAAUUCUUGACAUAUUUCAUUGCCUGUGUCAUUUUUUCACUCAUUUAUUGUCUUGACAUUUCAUCAUUUGUAGAAUUUGACAUUUUCAAAAACUUCACCAUUAUUGGAUUUUAACCACAGGCAUAAACAUAAGUAUCUCAUUUGAGGGUAAGGCCCUAAUCAUCUCGUGAGGACAUAGAUUUUUAUUUUGAGACAAUUUAUAUUUUUUAAUAGACUGCCCUGUUUUAACUAACCAAAAACGGUAAUGGUUAAGUUUUGAUCACAUUGCACUUUGUCACAGCAACAAUUGGUAGCCUUCCCCCUCUUUUAUUUUUUUUAAUACAAAGUUGUUAUUGUAGGAUAAAUAAGAAAAGAAAGCUGUGAACAUGCUGGAAGUAUAAACCAAUAGUGUGCUGAAGUAUAAAACUGUUUUCAACUCUGCAACUCAUACAUACAUGUGCAGAUUACUGUGUAUUAAUCCUCCAAAAAUCCUAUGUUUUCAUGUUCUGUACUGUAACUGUUUCUGUAACAUCAAAAUGCAGUAUUCAUUGAUGAGGAAACCCAAAAUUAGUGCAUUUAUCCAUCACUACUGCUGUAACAGUAAAGUAGAUAUACUUAAAGCAGACUACUGUCAUGGCAAGUUAAUCUUUGUUUCUUUUUAAAACUAUUAAAUGCUACCUUGAUAGGUCUGUUGUCUGGUUCAACCUUAGUUUCAGCAAGGCUCGAACUUGAUGCUGUUGUAAUAUUUUUUUAUUAUAAGUUGCAUAAAGGUGUUUUGAUGAUGAUGAUUAUUAUUAUUAUUAUAUUAUGUGGUUCAACCAGACAUUUAGAAACUUCUUGAUCAGGUACUUAAGAGCGAUUCUUAUAUAAAAUGGGCAUGAAAUUUGUCAUGUGAGCAGUGCCUUUGGGGUUUAUUUUAUUUUUAAAAAAUUCUUAUGUAAUAUAUUGGAUGAAAAUUCUUUUUCUUGUGUUUUGUUGAUGCUCAGUUACAGUAGUAUUUAUUUAAAUUUCUUAAUCAGUCAAGUGUUGCCUCAUGUUAAAUACCUUUUGCAUGUAUAGAUGAACUGUAAUGUGUAAAGUUUAACAUAAUUUAAUUUUUAUUAACAUUUUUUGAGUAAUCAGAGACUUGUGUAGUGCAAGUAGUAAAUUUGAAUGUUGGAGGGUUUUUGGCAUAGAAAAUUAUGUAAGUUGAAACUUAAACCAGCAGUAUCUCUUACUAUUUACAAUUUCCUCAUACUUUUGCCAUAAUAGUGGCCUUUUGUCUUUUUUCUCAAGUUUAAAUAUGACUGCUCAAAAUGUUGGUGGUUUGUGUACAAAAAAAAAUUGAUUGCUGUUUCACCUGUGUUAUAAACUCUUACAUCUAGAUAAAUGUGCAACUUCAAUGUGUAAGAGUAUAAAAGCAAUUCCAAAGACCACCUCACCUGCUAUAGGCAGAGGCUUUUUUGACUGAAAAUGAUUGUUCAAAGUAGCAUCUGCAGUAGCAGCUGUUCAAUGUAGCAGCAGCACAUUACACACACCAGAUGAAGAAUUCUGUUGUCUGUCAGUAUAUGAAUUUUACUUGUAUAACUGAUCAUCUUCCCAGUGAGAGUUUAUGGCUGAAGUGAUUUAUAAACCUUAUGUACUUAAAAGAUUCUAAAGUGUAUACUCUGUACUUUCAAUUUUUUGUGUAUUUCUUUACUAAGUGUACAUCUUGAUUGCUAGAGAAUUUUUUUAUCAAGUAAAUUAAUGUAUGGUUUCUAUGUUGCCCUACUUGAAAGGUUCUUUGGUUUCAUGCUGCUGCUUUCAAGUAACAGAAUUUGUGAAUAAAAGUUGUUAAAUUUUUUUUUUUUUUUUAUUGAAAGUACAGUGCCACUAGACAACAAUUAAGCAAUUGUAGUAAUUAUUGAAAUAUCUGGAUAGGUGAAGAUGAUCAGUUUUAUACGGCAUUACUUUAUGGAUGUGACAUAUGAUUUAAUGUUUUGUAAAUAUUAAUAUAGGAUUGCAAAUGUGUUGUAAACAUGAUUGCCUGAAGGAAGAAGAUAAGUAUUUUUGAACAUUAAAAUGUUGUUGAAUAAA